Molecule: messenger RNA, 1710 nt
Organism: Acanthosepion pharaonis
Lineage: Eukaryota; Metazoa; Mollusca; Cephalopoda; Sepiida; Sepiidae
Source: the annotation of a GenBank genome assembly
AUGGAGAUUGUUUAUGUAUACACAAAGAAAAGAAGUGAGUUUGGCCGACAAUGUAACUUCACUGAUCGUCUGGCUGAACUCCAUGUGGACAUUCCGCCAGACCCAUAUUUGGCUAAGGAGUUUGUGGAACGGAAUCCAGUCCAUCGAGGAAUCCAGUGUGUACCAGAAAUGUCAGAACAUGUGACAAACACUGAGAGUUAUGAAUAUGAAUAUCGAGGCAUCAACCACAAAGAGGGAGGCUGGCCAAAGGAUAUCAACCCACAAGAAGUAGAACAAGUGAUGAGAUACAGAAAGAAAGUGGAGAAAGAUGAAGGAUAUGUUGGUGCCAUCAUUAAUUUGGGAACUGUGAUGGAGCAUUGCAUCAAACAAAACAAUGCUAUUGACAUUUAUGAAGAAUAUUUUGAUGAUGUUGAAAUGCAAGACACAGAUGACAUACCUUCAGCCAAGACCAUCAAUCUUUUUCGAGAUCCAAAUGAAGUGAAGCGUACAGCAGCUCACAUUUCUUGGUACCCUGAUGGGCCGAGCCGAUUAGCUGUGGCCUACUGCAAUCUUGAAUUUGAGAGUUCCAAUCCUAGAGCCUCCAUGCAGUCAUAUAUUUGGAACGUUGAAAACACAAACAAACCAGAAAUGGCUCUUCAUCCUCCUUCUUCCUUGGUUUGUGUAGAAUACAACCCCAAAGAUUCACACAUUCUUUUAGGAGGCUGUUAUAAUGGACAGGUUGGUUACUGGGACACAAGAAAGGGAACAAGCCCAGUAGAGAUGUCACCAGUGGCACAGAGCCAUAGAGAUCCUGUACACAAAGCCAUCUGGGUCCAGUCGAAAACUGAUCCUACCAAGAAACAGGACCCAACCAAAGUACAAGGUGCUAUAUGCUUAGAAUAUGAACCAACUAUUCCAACAAAAUUUAUGGUUGGUACAGAACAUGGAACUAUUAUUUCCUGCAACCGAAAAGCUAAGUCUGAUGCUGACAAAAUCGUCACAGUCUAUUCAGGCCAUGCAGGACCUGUGAAUGCUCUUCAAAGGAAUCCAUUCUUCCCAAAGAACUUUCUAAGUGUGGCUGAUUGGCAAGCCCAGAUUUGGUCUGAAGAAAGCAAAGAAUCAAGUAUUAUGAAGACAAAGCAGCAUUCCUCUUACCUGACUGAUGGUUGUUGGAGUCAUGUUCGACCAGCUGUCUACUUCACAACCAAAAUGGAUGGGACCCUUGAUAUCUGGGAUUUAAUAUUCAAACAUAAUGACCCAACUUUGACCAUUCAGGUGUGUGAUGAAUCCUUACAUAGCCUGCGAGUCCAAGAACAUGGGAAGUUGGCUGCAUGUGGCUCCCACAGUGGCACUAUAACUCUGCUAGAACUCUCUAGCAGGUUCUAUUGCAUGCAAAAGAAUGAGAAAAACAUAAUUACUGAGAUUUUUGAUCGAGAAACAAAAAGAGAAAAGAUUUUGGAAACUCGACACAAAGAAAUGAAGUUGCGAGAGAAGACAAAAAGUUCAGGGGAUAAAGAUCAUCAUGAGGAGGAACAUGAUGACUCAGAAGGGGAAGAGGAUUUGGUGGAAAAAGCAGAAGAGGAAUUCUGGGAAAGCAUCAAGAAAGACAAACAGAAAAAAGAAGUUAUAAAUACCGAAGAAAAAGAAAAAAUUAUUAUAAAUACCGAAGAAAAUGAGAAAAUUGAUGACACCAUAACUGAAAAAAAUGAAGAUGAAACUGAAGAAAAUUAA